Syzygium oleosum is the source of this 1543-nucleotide messenger RNA. Its product is annotated as cytosolic sulfotransferase 12-like. Gene Ontology annotation, cellular component: cytoplasm. The record is from RefSeq and is a predicted model, not a curated record. Gene Ontology annotation, molecular function: sulfotransferase activity. Lineage: Eukaryota; Viridiplantae; Streptophyta; Magnoliopsida; Myrtales; Myrtaceae. Gene Ontology annotation, biological process: sulfation. The transcript has a single exon. The coding region runs from base 105 to 1094 and encodes 329 amino acids.
AACUCGAGUAGACACGCGUGGAUCGGUCCCCACUUUGUUUAAUAUAAUAGCAAAGAUAUAAAGAAGCAUCAGAUCAACCUUAGCUCUAGCCAGGUAGAAAAAAUAUGGCUCAAUCUCCAUCCAUCCCAAAGUAUUUGCAAGAAGAUGAUAUCCCUCAAGAAUGCAGAGACCUCAUUCCCUCUCUCCCCCGCGAAAAAGGCUGGGUGGGUACCUCCCUCCACUUAUACCAAGGCUUCUGGAUCACCACAAGCCACCUGAAGGGCGUCCUCGCUUGCCAGAGCCACUUCCGAGCCCGAGACACCGACAUCCUCCUCGUAACUACCCCAAAGUCCGGCACCACCUGGCUCAAGGCCAUCCUCUUCGCCCUCCUCAACCGGGCCAAGUUCUCGGAUUCCCCAAAACAGCAACACCCUCUGCUGUGCCAAAACCCUCACGACCUCCUGCCGUUUCUGGAAUUCAAACUCUACUUCCAGCAAGAUGCUCCCGACGUCACCUCGCUCCCGCCCCCAAGGCUCUUCGCCACUCACUUGCCUUAUCAAUCUCUGCCGCUGUCAGUGAGGGACUCCAAGUGCAAGCUGGUGUACCUGUGCAGGAACCCUAAGGACACCUUCGUCUCACUCUGGCACUUCACCAACAAGCUGAGGCCCGAAGACAAGGGUGACAACUGUCUCCAAGAAUCGCUCGACAAGUUCUGCCGAGGUGUGAGCUUGUGCGGACCAUACUGGGACCACGUGCUGGGGUACUACAGGGCGAGCUUGGAGAUGCCCGAGAAGGCUUUGUUCUUGAAGUUCGAGGACAUGAAGGAAAACCCGCACCCUCAUUUGAGGAGGUUGGCUGAGUUCUUGGAGUGUCCAUUCAGUGAAGAAGAGAUGAGACAUGGAGCCGCGGAGGAAAUACUGAGGCUGUGUAGCUUUGAUAAUUUGAGCACAUUGGAGGUGAACAAGAGAGGUAAGUUGGCUUCAGGAGAAGAGAAUAGGUCCUUCUUCAGGAGAGGCGAGGUUGGAGAUUGGGUGAAUCUCCUGAGUGUUGAGAUGGCCGACAGGAUUGACCAAUUAACGGAAGAGAAGCUGCAUGAUUCUGGGUUGACGUUUUAGUGCAUAUAGCACACUCAUUCAAUAAUUUCCGUGUCUUAUGUGUCAGUUUCGAAGAUGUGAUUUGAUGGUCAAGAAGAAAAGGUACAAAAUGUCUGGAAAAAAAAAGAAACGACUUGAUUGUUCGGACUUUCGGAAGGUCAAUGUCCAGCUGGCUAAUGAAAUAUUUUCAGUGGCAUUUGCCAAUAGUGGUUUCGUUGCCAUAGUGAGAUGCUUCAAGGUUGUGAUUCUAGUCUUCAUUUAUGUUGUACUGUUAGUUGGCAUUUGCAGAUGUUAUUUGGCCAACAUGUAGUUGGCUAGUAAAAAGCUGCCUUCCUUCUUGCCGGGAGAUGCUGGUUUUCAUCUUCUGCUAUUCUUUUCAGUUCCUUUUUCUCUUUUUGCUGUGUGAAGCUUCUUGGCAUAUUGUCUUCUAUAUGUAUUGCAGUUGAAUGAGUAUUCUAGUUCUUAUUUUA